AUGGACACUUCAUCCAAAGAAAAUAUCCAGUUAUUCCGCAAAAAUUCAAUGCAACCAGUUAGGAGGCCUUCCUUUAAAACAGAAUAUUCCUCCUCAGAGGAGAAACAGCCAUGCUGUGGUGAACUAAAGGUGUUCUUAGGUGCCUUGUCUUUUGUUUACUUUGCCAAAGCACUGGCUGAAGGCUAUCUGAAGAGCACCAUCACUCAAAUAGAGAGAAGGUUUGAAAUCCCUUCUUCACUGGUGGGAGUUAUCGAUGGUAGUUUUGAAAUUGGGAAUCUCUUAGUUAUAACACUUGUUAGCUACUUUGGAGCCAGACUUCACAGGCCAAAAAUAAUUGGAGCAGGGUGCCUCAUCAUGGGUGUGGGAACAUUGCUCAUUGCGAUGCCUCAGUUCUUCAUGAAACAGUACAGAUAUGAAAGGUAUUCUUCUUUCUCCAAUUCCACUCUUAGCAUCUCUCCAUGUCUCCUGGAGUCAAACAAUCAAUUACCAAUCUCAGUUAUAGAAGAAUCACAGUCCAAAAUAAAUAAUGAAUGUGACAUUGAUGCCAGCUCCUCCAUGUGGGUUUAUGUUUUUCUGGGGAACCUUCUUCGUGGAAUUGGAGAAACUCCCAUUCAGCCUCUAGGCAUUGCUUACCUUGAUGAUUUUGCCAGUGAAGACAAUGCAGCUUUCUAUAUUGGGUGUGUGCAGACGGUUGCAAUUAUAGGACCGAUCUUUGGCUUCCUGUUAGGUUCAUUAUGUGCCAAACUGUAUGUUGACAUUGGCUUUGUAAACCUAGAUCACAUAACCAUUACCCCAAAGGAUCCCCAGUGGGUAGGUGCCUGGUGGCUUGGUUAUCUAAUAGCAGGAAUCAUAAGUCUCCUUGCAGCUGUACCUUUCUGGUGUUUACCAAAGAGUCUUCCGAGACCGCGAAGUAGAGAGGAUUCCAAUUCUUCCUCGGAGAAAUCCAAGUUUAUUGUGGAUGGUCAUACAGACUACCAAACACCCCAUGGAGAAAAAGUAAAAAUAAUGGAAAUGGCAAGAGAUUUUCUUCCAUCACUGAAGAAUCUUUUUGGAAAUCCAGUGUACUUCUUAUAUUUGUGUGCAAGCACUGUUCAGUUCAAUUCUUUAUUUGGCAUGGUGACAUAUAAACCAAAGUACAUUGAGCAACAGUAUGGGCAGUCGUCCUCUAAGGCCAACUUUGUUAUCGGGCUCAUCAACAUACCUGCAGUGGCUCUUGGAAUAUUCUCUGGGGGGAUAGCUAUGAAAAAAUUCAGAAUUGGUGUAUGUGGAGCUGCAAAAAUCUACUUGGGAUCAUCUGUCCUUGGGUACCUCCUAUUCCUUUCCCUGUUUGCAUUGGGAUGUGAAAAUUCUGAUGUGGCAGGGUUAACUAUCUCCUACCAAGGAACCAAACCUGUCUCUUAUCAUGAACGAGCUCUCUUUUCAGAUUGCAACUCAAGAUGCAAAUGUUCAGAGACAAAAUGGGAACCCAUGUGUGGUGCAAAUGGAAUCACGUAUGCAUCGGCUUGUCUUGCUGGUUGUCAAAACUCCACCAGGAGUGGAAAGACUAUUAUAUUUUAUAACUGCACCUGUGUGGGAACUGCCACCUCUAUAUCAGGAAAUUCCUCAGGCAUGGUGGGCAGAUGUCAAAAAGACAAUGGAUGUUCCAAAAUGUUUCUGUAUUUCCUUGUAAUAUCAGUCAUCACGUCCUAUACUUUAUCCCUAGGUGGCAUACCUGGAUAUAUAUUGCUUCUGAGAUGCAUUAAGCCACAACUUAAGUCUUUUGCCCUGGGUAUCUACACUUUAGCAAUAAGAGUUCUUGCAGGCAUCCCAGCUCCUGUAUAUUUUGGAGUUUUGAUUGAUACUUCAUGCCUUAAAUGGGGAUUUAAGAGAUGUGGAACUAGAGGAUCCUGCAGAUUAUAUGAUUCAAACACUUUUAGACACAUAUAUCUGGGACUAACUAUGAUGCUGGGCAUAAUGUCCAUUUUCCUAAAUAUUGCAGUACUUUUCACUUUAAAGAAAAAUUAUGUUUCAAAACAUAGAAGCUUCAGAACCAAGAGAGAAAGAACAAUGGUGUCUACAAGAAUCAAAAAGGAAAAUUGUACUACAAGUGAUCAUUUGCUACAACCCAACAACUGGCCAGGCAAGGAGACACAGCUUUAGAAA
Molecule: messenger RNA, 2142 nt
Organism: Pteropus alecto (black flying fox)
Lineage: Eukaryota; Metazoa; Chordata; Mammalia; Chiroptera; Pteropodidae
Gene: SLCO1C1
Product: solute carrier organic anion transporter family member 1C1
Exons: 14
Coding region: 1-2139 (712 amino acids)
Biological process (GO): bile acid and bile salt transport; sodium-independent organic anion transport; transmembrane transport
Cellular component (GO): membrane
Molecular function (GO): bile acid transmembrane transporter activity; protein binding
Source: RefSeq, a predicted model, not a curated record